AUGACGGAAUACCAAAGAGCAGCGACCGGCGACAGUGGCGGAAGUAGUAGAGGCUUCACAGAUAAUUCUGCACCCACUAGUACUACUACUACUACUACUCUUUCGUCAACAGGUAGCAUUGCCACAGAUACUGGUGAUACUGAGAGUAGCAUUACCACCACUCCAAAUGACAGCGAUAUCAGCAGAAGUAAUAGCAGGUCUGUUACACUGACACCGCGAGAUUCUGCUGCCGGUGGAACCAGCAGUAGCAACAUAUCAUUACCCAAGUUAAAUACGAACUUUGCCCCUUAUUUAGCGACAACAAACAACUCACUGUCACCAAAGUUAAGCUCACUGAUCUCACCAUCACCUUCAACAACAUCUAUUAAUACAACAUUCGCAUCAUCGGUUUCUAGAAAUGAUAGUCGAUUAUUACAUCAACGCUCGUAUUUAUCAUUGAAACAGAAUCAACAGAGGUAUCUGGCACUCAGUCCUAUUCAGCUUGGACUAGGCAAUGGUGAGGAAUCGCCGGCCUCUUCAUCAGAUUCUUCGUUAUCGUCCCCUUCAUCUACUACGUCACCAUUGGAUCAGGCUCAUACGCAUAUCCCCCUAUCAUUACCCGGACGGUCCCGAUAUAUGAAUUCGGCGACCAAGAGAAACAGCAGGGCCAAUACACGAACCCCUGCCCAUAGUGGAACGCCAAGUGGGAGUUCAUCAUCGUUUUCAGCAAUACAUCCGCCGCAUCCUGACAACAGUAAUAUAUCAGUUAACGGUAAACAACGUUAUAGCCAGCAUCAGCAUCAGCAUCAGCAACCGCAACCACAACCACAACAUUCAUACAUUAGUGGUUAUAAUUCUGUUUCGAGAAAUAACAGUGUUAGCGGUAGCAGUCGAUAUACCAGUCAGAUUGAAGAUCAAGGUCGUGAUUUGUGGCAGAAUGCAAUUGAGUCUUCGCUACCAGCUGGGGUUGAAAACUUGAACAGGAAGCCAUCACAAUUACGACAAGAAACAGACCAGGGUGCAGAGCUCAGAUCAGCACUUUUAGAUCAGCAGCUGGAACGACUGACCCCUCCUGGUAGCAAUAUUAUCUCGGCCAUCGACGGUUUGGCUACUGAUAGUAUUGCCAGCUCGGCCACCUCACAACCGUGUGUGGAGUGGUCCAGUAACGAAUCCGGCCAACCGGUUGACAUUAGUGAUCUGCCGGAGAGAGACGUGGUAGACCAAGUGUAUAAUCCAGUGAUGGCCUUGCCGGUUUAUUCAGCUGCCGCUAGCCCUACAGUUAGUAGCGGUGUUGGGGAUAGCAGUAUGAACGCCAGUACGAACAACUGUGUUACUAGCGGGGCCACCGACAGUAGUUCUAAUGUUGACGCUAAUGAUUCACGCCAUCAUCGCUUUCACAACUUGUAUUCACCAGCUGCUUCAUUGCGAAAUGUGAUAUCUGGUAACAAUUUACGGUCAAACAAGCAUAAAGGUGAUGACAAUGGGCCUGAUUCUGUCGAUAGCUCAGGCUCGACACACUUAGACAUCUCACCGUCUUUACGUGAUGAUCACGAGCUGUCAUCGUCGUCCACUAUGCUGAAACAAACACUAUUACGACAUCAUCAUCCCCAAUCCACAUCAUCAUCUAAUAACUCAUCUGCAUCGCCAUCCUGUCCUGGUUCACCUAUUCACGGAACGGGUCAGCCGACUGGUUUAAUUCAAUCUCAACACCAUCUUACUAAUAAUCAAUUUCAUACAGACUCGUCAACUUCUCUUGUUGCAUUUAGUACCUCAUCUUCGACAAGCUCGUCAAGCGUAUUAGCAGGUGCUACUUCGGUGCCAGUAAAGGAGACUCAUCAUAUCUCGAUUGAUUAUGAUCCAGUAUCGGGUCGAAAAAAGCUCAACACCUAUGAGAUAAUCCGCGAGCUUGGUCGUGGUCAGCAUGGAAAGGUCAAACUGGGGAAGAAAAUCGAGACCGGUGAAUACGUUGCCAUCAAAAUUGUCGAUAGAAAUGGACGUCCUCGUCUUGGUAAAGCUGCCCGUCCGGGUUCGACGCAAGAGGACAAAAUCCGUCGUGAGAUCGCCAUUCUCAAAAAAUGCUAUCAUCCAAAUAUUGUUCAACUCCUUGAAGUACUUGAUGAUAACUCGUCCAAAAAGAUCUAUUUGGUUCUAGAGUAUCUUGAAAAGGGAGAGAUCGAAUGGCAAUACGAACCAGGUGACCCCCCAGUCAUGCCUCGCCAUUUAGUUAAAUCUAUUGCGAGGGAUGUACUUUUAGGCUUAGAAUAUUUGCAUUUUCAAGGUAUCAUUCAUCGCGACAUCAAGCCAGCAAAUUUGUUACUCUCUCGGGAUGGAGUUGUAAAGAUUUCAGAUUUUGGCGUCUCAUAUAUUUCCGAUUACUCGCAGGAUGAACUGGAGCUAGCCAAAACUGCUGGCACGCCUGCCUUUUUUGCUCCUGAGCUUUGUGCUGAGAAAAGCGAGACAAGUCCACCAAUCACGCAUAUGAUCGAUAUAUGGGCAUUUGGUGUUACUCUAUACUGUCUGCUAUUUGGGAGAGUGCCGUUUAUUGCCGAUAGUGAAUACGAACUGUUUGGAGUAAUACUUGAGAGUCCAUUAGUAUUCCCAGAUGAAGAAGUUGAUGGAUCUAAAAGCCAUCAUGGCGCUUUGUCCCCAGCAAAAUUGGACAGUGAUAUGGAGCUGGCCAAAGAUCUUCUUCGGCAGAUUCUUGAGAAAGACCCCUCGAAGCGACUUGACAUUCCUCAAAUCAAACUGCAUCCUUGGAUCUGUGAGGGAAUGGAACCAGCGGCACAGGAAAAAUUUCUUCAUCAGUGUGAUUUUGAAAACCAACGCAUUGAGGUCACAGGAGAAGAAAUGCAGGAAGCUGUUCGUGGAAUAACUGGGAAGAUUAGAAGGGGGCUAGCUCGGCUCGGAUCCAAUGCAUUGGAAUUUGCUGCCGGUCUCAGGAGGAAGCCGUCUGGAUCCUCAGUUUCGUCACGCGAGCCAACUCCAGUUGGUGCUCACAGGUCUUCUCUCAAACCUAGCCGUGCCAGAGGUAUUUCAGACUCUAGCGGUACCACUCCACCUCAACGGUCUUUCUUUUCGGCUGCCAAUAGCCCUGUCUUAGAGAAGAAUCCCGAUGAACGACGUGCUUCUUAUGCAUCUGCAUUUUCUGUUUCCACAACAGGCUCUACUGUUGGCGGUGGUGCGGCGAGCUCGGUUGAUAAAUUCAUUCCUCCUGUUGCUCCUCAGACAACAAAACCAACCAUGUCUUCCAGUCGAAGCAACCUCAAUCUUAAUGCAUUGUUAGAAGGACGCGAAGAUACCAUGCUGUUAAAAGAUUGCUUUGAGAGUGAUGAGUUGAAAUUGGAUGCAAAAUCUACCCCGGCUGCUUUGUCUAGUAUCUAUCCGCCUGUCGAUUUUAUCGGCGACGUUGAGGAUGUGGAUGACUAUGAGGAUGAUGAAGAUGAAGAGGAAGACGAUGACGAUGACGAUGGCGAGCUCACGUUGACAGUUGGUCCUAACCGACGGUUUCUAUCUUCUGAUGUUCUUACACGUCGUAGGGCUCCUAGCGCCCAUAUACCUGCCAGUGACCGUGUCUCCUCUGAAGAAACUCCUCGUUAUCGGAGUAGGAGCGUCAGCAUCGACACAUUCGGCGAGGAGACUAAUUAA
Molecule: messenger RNA, 3624 nt
Organism: Sugiyamaella lignohabitans
Lineage: Eukaryota; Fungi; Ascomycota; Dipodascomycetes; Dipodascales; Trichomonascaceae
Gene: SAK1
Product: serine/threonine protein kinase SAK1
Exons: 1
Coding region: 1-3624 (1207 amino acids)
Biological process (GO): intracellular signal transduction; protein phosphorylation
Cellular component (GO): cytoplasm
Molecular function (GO): ATP binding; protein serine/threonine kinase activity
Source: RefSeq, a predicted model, not a curated record